Messenger RNA from Plasmodium reichenowi, 5340 nucleotides. Its product is annotated as structural maintenance of chromosome protein, putative. The record is from RefSeq and is a predicted model, not a curated record. Gene Ontology annotation, biological process: sister chromatid cohesion. The coding region runs from base 1 to 5340 and encodes 1779 amino acids. Gene Ontology annotation, molecular function: protein binding; DNA binding; ATP binding. NCBI's taxonomy places the organism in Eukaryota, Apicomplexa, Aconoidasida, Haemosporida, Plasmodiidae. The transcript has a single exon. Gene Ontology annotation, cellular component: nucleus; cohesin complex; chromosome.
AUGGAGAGAAGGGGAAAAAACCAAACAAACGAUUCUACUCUUAACGAAUUUGAUGAUGAUACCUCUGAAUUUAGUAUGAACAUAUUGAAUCAUCCUAACACGGAUGUAUUAGUAAGUCCUAUUAAAGUUGUAGACCAUGAUUUUAAUAAUUUUAUUAAUAAUAAAUGUUUAGAUUAUUCAGUUGGUUCUUCUUUAGAUAUUACUAGUAGUAAUUUAACAACUUUCAAAAGUAAAGGGCAACAAAAAAUAAAUGAGUCGAAUCAAGCAGAUCAAAAUGAAAAUAAUAAUAUUGAUGAGAAAAUAAAGAAAAACACCAUAUUGGUAAAUAAAGAGGAAAAGAAUAAAAAAGGAGAUGUACAUUUAAAUGUAAAUGUUGUUCAUAAAAAUGUUGAAGAGGAGAACAACUUAACAAGAAAUAAAGGAAAUUUCAAAUAUACUGAAAAUUUUAGCAGUGAUAAUAAUAAUCAUUAUGGUAGUAGAGUUAUCCAAAAAAGUAAACAUACACAGGAUUAUAGGAAGGAUGGGUCUUAUGAACAAGAAGAAAUAAAAGAUAAUGAAUAUAUUAACAUUGCUCAAAGUGAAGUCCAACAUGAAGACAUUAAUAAUGUUCAAAGUAUUAUCCCUCAUGUUGAUUCGAUUAUUACCCCCAGUAACCAUAAUAAUUUAAAAGGUGAUGUACUAAUAAAAGAUAAGGAUCAAUCAUAUAAUAAUAUGAACAUGAAGAGAUACAGUGAAUUUAAUUUAAAACAACAUGAUUUAUCCAUAUCUCAAGAUUAUUUAAACAAUAGUGUAUUAUCGAGUGUUGGUCUUUAUAAAGAAAAUGAUUUGUGUUUUAUUAAAUAUAUUAUCGUAUCUAAUUUUAAGAGUUAUGAAGAUGAAAAUAUUAUUGGUCCCUUUUCAAAAUUUACUUCUAUUAUUGGCCCGAACGGUUCAGGUAAAUCCAAUAUUAUGGAUUGUAUAUGUUUUGCUUUAGGCAUAAAUAAUAAAUAUUUACGUGUGAAGAAUUUAAGAAAUUUAAUUUAUCAUAAAGAGAAUGAGAAAGCCGAAGAAAUAAAUAAACGUAUAUGUUAUGUAAAAAUAAUUCUAGAAUGUAAUAAAGAAAAUGUUGAAAUAAAAAGAACCUUAAAUUAUAAAGGAGUUAGCAAUUUUUAUAUUAACGAUAAAUUAGUUGAUCAUAAAGAAUAUAUGAAUUUUCUAAGAAAAAAUCGAAUUGAAACCAAAACCAAAACAUGCUUAAUUUUCCAAGGUGAUAUAGAAGAUAUUAUUAAUAAAAAACCAAACGAGCUAGCCAAAUUAUUUGAAUAUAUUAGUGGUUCAGAUGAAUAUGAACAAAUAUAUGAAGAUAUAAAAGAAAAAUUAAAAGAGAAACAAAUAAAUUGUAAGAAUUAUUUAAACGAAAAGAAAAAAAUAGAACAAGAAAUGAAAAUACAUAAAAUACAAAUGAAUGAUAAUAUAGAACAUAAUAAACUUAAAGAAAAUUAUGAAUAUGAAAUUAAAUUAUAUUAUCUAUUUAAAUUAUAUCAUUAUUUUAAAAAAAAAGAAAAAUUUAAAGAAGAUUUACUUCUAUAUAAAGAAGAAAGCUUACAAUUUGAACAAGAUAUAUUAAAUCAAAAUAAAAAAAAAGCGAAUAUAUUAGAAAAAAAUAAUUUAAUUAAAAAAAAAGAAUCUAUAAAAAUUGAAGAAGAAAUCAAAAAACAUUAUGUACAAAUUAAUCAAUUAAAAAUCUUAUUAAACGAAAUAUCAGAAAAAAAAACAUUUUGUAACGAUUCUUUACAAAAAUUUGUUUCUAAUAAAAAACUCAAAAUCAACAUGCAAGAACAUUGUAACAAGUUUAUGGAAAAUUUAAAUUUACAAAUAAAGGAACAAAAUAAAAAAUUAGAAAAUGAAUAUAAAAAUAAAUUAAAAAUUAAUAUAAAAUUCUUUUCAAAAUAUGAAUGUGUACAAAAUAUCAUCAAGACGAAAAUUGAAGAAUGUAAAAUGAACGCUCAUGUGGAUCAGAAGAACCAUAAUAAAUCCAACGUACAUUUGAAUAAAGAAAACAUAAAAAAAAAUGAUAAAAAAGGGAAAAAAAAUGUAAAUAUAAAUAACCAUGAUGAUAUGAAGAUAUCUAAUGAAGAGGUAUCGAAUAAUUAUAAUAUGAUGGAAUAUUAUACAAAUAUGUUAAAUUUUUUAAAAGAUGAAAAAAUAUUAAAUAAAAUACAUAUUGAUAAUACAAAUAAUUAUGAAAAUCCAUAUGAAAAUUAUAAUAUUAUUGAAUUUAUAGAAAACAUUGAUGAAUAUAAAAAAUGUAAAGAGACAUAUCUCUAUUUAUGUGCGAACAGUAAUAUUAAUAUAAAUAAUUACACAAACUUGUCUUGUUCUUUAAAGAAAGAUAUAAAAGAAUUACAAGAAGAAUGUGAUACAUUAAAUAGGAAGAAACAAAAAGAAUUAUUAGAAUAUGAAUCUGAAAAAUUAGCAUAUGAUCAAUUAAAUGAACGUAUAUAUAAAUUAAAUAGUAUCAUAAAGGAACAAGAUGAUAAUAUCCAAAAUAAUAAAAUGAAAAUAAAAAUCUGGAAUGAAUCGAUUCUACAAAAAGAAAAACAAAUUGAACUAUUAGAAGAACAAACAAAUAUUUUAAAUGUUCAUAAAAAUGAAUUAAUUUCAUUUGAAAAAAAAAGAGAUAUUAUAAAAAAUUUAAAAAAUACGUUUGGACAUGAUCAAGUUUUUGAUGAAGUUAGUAAUUUAUAUCAAGUCAACAAUCAAAUAUAUUAUACAGCUGUAAAUAAUGUUAUACACAAAUAUAAUAAUUUUCUUGUAGUCAGAAAUAUUGAUAUAGGUAUGAAAUGUAUAAAAUAUUUAAAGGAUAAUAAAUUACAAAAAAUGGAUUUUAUACCUUAUGAAAAUUUUGUAUCAAAUUUAAAAAAAAAAAAAAUAAAAAAAAAUAACAUAACAGAAGAGGUAUAUACAAGAAAGGACCCACAACAACAACAACAACAAAAAGAAGGUCGCGGUGGUAGUGGUAGUGGUGCUGUUAGUGAUGAUGAUUAUGGUGAUGUUUAUGAUUAUAAUGAUUUUCAAAAUACAGAACAUGAUACACACCUUGGUAACAAUAAAAGGAGAAUAUCUUCGUUUAAUAAUGUUGACAAAGUUAUUAAUACAUUUAAAAAGAAAAAUAUAAUUUUAGCAAAUAAUUGUCUUGUAUGUGAUGAAGAAUAUAAAAUAAUGUUUGAUUAUUUAAUAGGUGAAGAUACAUUAAUUGUAGAUAAUAUAAAGGAUGCUGAAGAUAUAAAAAAUAAGUUUCCUUAUAUAAAUAUUAAUAUGGUUACAUUAAAUGGACAUGUUAUUUCUAAAAAUAAUAAUUUAAUUAUUGACAUUACAAAUAAAUAUUCGGAUAUAGAGAAAUUUAAUAAUAAAAGAUUAAAUAUUAAUUUAUAUAAUAAAUUAAUAAACGAGAAGGAAGAAUGUAUAAAUAAUAUUAAUGAAUGUAAUCGAAAUAUUAUUCAAACUAAUGAACUUAUAAAUAAACAACAAAGUGAAUAUGAAUUAAAUAAAAAAAAAAUUUCAAGUAUAUUAAUUAAAAAAAAUAUUUUUGAAAAAGAAAUGGAAGCUAAAAAUAAAGUGAUGCAAAAUUAUGAACAAAAAAUAGAUAAAUUAAAAAAUAUAGAUCUAAAAAAAAAAUUCGAAUUAUUAGAUACUUACGAAAAAGAAUUAUUUAAAGAAAGGAAUAGCCUUUCAAUGUAUCAAAAAGAUGCUUUUAAAAAUUUAAAUGAUAAAUUAAAAAUUGAUAAUAUUUAUGAAAUUAUAGAACACAAUUUAAGAGAUAUGGACAAAAUUAAUGAAAACAUUAAUCGAAUAAAAAAUAAUAUAAAAAAAUUAAAUGAUGAUAUUAAUGAAUUAUUAGAUAAAAAAAAUGAAAUGAACUUUUUAGAAAAAAAUGACGAAUCAAUAAAUGAAGAAAAUAUUAAAAAAGAAUUAAUAUCUCUUGAAAAACAAGAAAAAGAAUCAAAUGAACAAAUUGAUAAUAUACAUAAGAUAUUACAAAAAUUAGAAGACGAUAAAAUAAAUAUUUAUAAAAAUCUUAAUAAUCUUAAUCAAGAAUUAAAUCAACUUCGUGAUAAUAUAAAUACAAAUUUUGAAAAAUAUGAACAUAUAGAAAAUAAAAUUGAAAAUUGUCAAAAAAAAAUACAAAUAUAUACACAAUUUAUAAAUGAUCUAAUAAAUGAAUGUGAUAUAAAUAGUGUCAAUAUUUUCUUAACAAAUAAUCUAUUAAAAGAUAUCGAUGAUCAAGUUGAUAUAAACCAAUAUGCUCAAAGGAAGAACAAAAAUUACAACAACAACAAUAAUAAUAAUAAUAAUAAUGAGAAGAAGAAGAAGAAGAAGAAAAAGGAAAGUAAAGAUAAAAGUAAAAGUAAAAAGAAUCAUAUGUCUAGUGAUCCAUAUCAAAAAAGAAAAAGCAAGCUACUAGAAGAUAGUGAUAGUGAACAAGAAUAUAAUACAUCUAAUAGUAAUAAUACAUCAUGUAAUGUCUCAGAAGAAGAAAAUGAUAUACAUGAGCAUGAUGAAGAAGAACAAAAUAACAUACUUUUAUCGAACAUAUCAUUCGAUCUUUUAUCAGAUGAUUUAAAAAAUAUGGAAAAUGAUAAAGAUAUAAACAAUGAAAAAGAAAAUAUGGAAAAAGAAAUUGAAAGAAAAAAAAAGCUGUUAAAAUUAAAAAAUGUAAAUUGUAAUGCUGAAAAAGAAUAUGAAAAAUUAACAUCUAAAUUAAAAUCAAUUGAUGUAUCUCUUUCUGAAGAAAGAAAAGAAUGUAAUUUAUUUGAACGUAAUUUUAGAAUAUUACAAAAAAAAAGAUCUUAUAAAUUCUUACAUUGUUUUAAUUAUAUUAAAAAUAUUAUAGAUAAUGUAUAUAAUAAUUUAACAUAUAAUGCUAAACAUCAUGUCGGUGGACAAGCUUUUUUAGACUUAUGUAAUUUUAAUGAAUUUAAUAAAGAUGAUGAACCUUUCUAUUGUGGUAUCAAAUAUAAUAAUAUGCCUCCUAUGAAAAGAUAUUUUGAAAUAUCUGAAUUAAGUGGAGGUGAAAAAAGUAUUAGUGCAUUAGCAUUAAUUUUCUCUAUUCAAAAAUAUAUUAAUAAUUCAUUUAUUAUACUUGACGAAGUUGAUGCAAAUAUGGACCCUCUCAAAAUUCAGUCUCUAACAAGAUACCUAAAUUCAAUAAAUAGUCAAGUUAUUGUUAUUUCUUUGAAGGAAAAAUUCUUUAGUAAAAGUCAAUCAUUAAUCGGAGUGUACAAAAAUAAACAUAAAAAGUGUUCAAAAACAAUUACUUUGGAUAUAAGUAAAUAUCGACAGGAUCUACCAAACAAUUGA